CUUGCUGUGAAAAUAGCCAAACAUGAUUUUUUUGUAAACAAAGUGACUAUUCUUUCCAUGUGACUAUUUAAUUAAAUGAUAAUGUCCCUUUUCGGCUUUAAUCGACAGUUUUUGCGAUUAGGACGACUGUUACAUGCAAGAACUAUUCUUUCGUCAAGUUAUGCGUGCCAAGAGGAAUGGACAAAAAGGUUACAAGAGCCAGUUUUUGCUGGUGUUAAUGCAGAUGAAUUUUUCUUCAAAAUGAAAGAAAGAGCCAAGUCAAAGGUACCCAUCGAGCCAAUAGAUGUCGAUAUAUUUGCAAAUGUCAGUGGUCAUGAAAAUCUUGAAGAAUGUAUUUAUUUUUUGACACUGCUGCGAGAAAAUAGACGAACUGCAUUCACUUUAGAAUCUACACAUCAUGCCGUAUGCCGUUUAUUUCUGAAUGCUGAUGCUGCGGACAAAUUAUUACCGAUUCUUCAAGAUCGCUUGAAGUACGGAGUGUUUCCUGACAAUUUUGCAUUUAAUAUGAUAAUGGACCACUUUUUAGAAAAGUCAGAUUUCACAAGUGCCUGUAAAGUUGCACACCUUUAUAUGUUGCAAGAGGACUUCUCAAAAUUAACCAACGUUUUAGCUUUGUAUUCUGUUUAUGGAUGUUUGACGGAUCCUGCACAGAAAGAAGCUCUAUGUAAAUCUGAGGAGAAACCAGUAUCUGAAGAGGAAAAAGAUAACCAAGGAGACGAGGAUGAAGUUGAAUAUGUCAGAGUACCAUUCGUCAGAAAUCCUCACUUUGAUGAUCAUUUUGAUCUGAAAGAUCCUAUCUUACUCAGCGGUAAAACUCUCUAUCUCAUUGGUUUACGAUAUAAUGGUGUUAUUGGACUAACCUCGCAACUAAUAGGACUUGCACUUUGGAAAAAAUGGUCCUUGGCUCAACAAUUAUUGGAAAAAGUUAUUGCUGAUCAACCUAAUAGUUAUUUUGCUAAAGGAACUAUUGAAUUGAUAAAUGAUUUUGUUAGUUCUGAACCAGAUGCAGAAGAAACAACAUUUAUAGAGAAACUCAAAUCCAAUGAAAAUUUGAUGAAAGGAGAAAACAUUGUUGAACUAAUCAAGAAAGAAUUCAAUUCAUUGUCCGAACUGGAGUCAAAAGAUUGUUCCUUAUUGAAAGAAAAAUUUUUGAAAUGGUCCGAUGAUAGAGCGAAGGCGCUUCAGGAGCAAUUGGAAAAGUACGUUAGAGAAGAAAAAAUAAAAGAAAUCAAGGAGAGGAAAAAAGAAUUGGAGCUAAAAGAAAGAAAACUGUUCUUCUUUGAAAAUUUCAAUAAGAUUGAAAUGGAAUACGUGGAAGCUAAAAAGAAAUUAGACGAACUUAAAGCGUCAGAAGCCGAAGAGGAAUACUUCCCACCAAAAAGAUGAAAGCAUUGAAAUUUUAUAUUAUAAUGAUAAUAAAAAUUUAAAACAUGCAGUAAAUACUGUUUGUUACUAAUAAUUCAAUGUUUGUUAGAUAGGAAAGUACAUUUGAACUUUGUAAUUUGAAUAUUGCUCAUGUCGAUGAAUUCAUUAUUGUUGUAUGCUACCAAUAGAAAUUUUUCUCGUAAAUUUUGAGCCACUCAGUAUUGUGUAAACUCAAAUAAUUGAAAUAGCCUCGAGACACUCGAAUAUGAUCAUCAUUUGAGUAAGAUCAGUGUAAUUUCCAUGUUUCAUUGUUUAUUGCAUCAAUAUGAAACUUUCACACCAAAAAAUAUUAAUAAAUCUUAGUCAAUUCAAAUUAACUGAAAUAUUUGAGGUAAUCAAUAUCAAAAAUUAAAGUAUAUUUGAUGAAAUAAAAGACACAUUAACAAGUUCUAGACAAAUGGGUAUUUUUAUUAUUUCAUCUGGGAACCUUUUUUGAUCUCAUCUUUAUAUAAUGCACCUUAUGAUGACAUUUUUGUAACUUUACUUUAAUAUCACUUGAGGCUUGUCCAGAUAAAAGUAUACUUUGAAAAUUAUCGGCUUGGACCAUGUAAGAAUAAGAUCAUUUAAGAGAAUAAAACCAGAUUCACAAUAAAAGGAAGCUCAUAAAACAAAUGCUGUAUUAUCAUGGUGCCUCUACAGAUUUGCAAGGACAUGGAUAAGAAAAUAGAGAAGAGCGGAAAUCAUUCGGUUGCAUAUGACUUCAUGAGAUCCGAAGCAAUUUUUAAAUGUUCAUUGAGUGAGUUCAACUUAUGUUCCAAUUGAUGGAUAAUCUUGACCAGCAGGCCAUUCUCUUCGUCUUCAUCGAUGGUAAUCGGCUUUUUUCUUUCCUCUUCAAGAUCUUGGACCUUAGAUCUUAAUUGAGCCUCCAGAUUCUCUAAAUUCUUCUUUACAUUGUCCUUUAUCAUGGUCGGAUACAUUUUUUUACAGGUUUCCACUUUACUAUUCAGCUUAUUCAUUGUUGUAAGAGCUUGUUUGGCAGUUAGGUCUUUAAAAUUGAACACCUUUUUUGUUUCCAAAAGGUCAAAAGGAUCAAAUUCAUCACUAACAUCAGCUGAUGGUUCCUUUACUUCAGAUUCUUCAGCAUCAUCAACACUUUCUUCAAUUGAGGUUGAGGCAUACUCGGCUGCUAU
This is a messenger RNA of Tetranychus urticae (two-spotted spider mite), 2555 nucleotides long. RefSeq lists its product as uncharacterized. Lineage: Eukaryota; Metazoa; Arthropoda; Arachnida; Trombidiformes; Tetranychidae. The record is from RefSeq and is a predicted model, not a curated record. Gene Ontology annotation, cellular component: mitochondrion.